ACUGACAGCUGCGUGCUCCAAUCGCGCUCUGCUGGCAGCCAAUCGCCGCACGGGCCGCCGGGGCGGGGCUGGGUGAUGACGUCAGCCGGCGGCGCACGUUGCCCCUCCCUUUCCUUUCCUGAGAGCGACGGCCGUGGAGCGCCAUGAAGGCGUCGGGCACCCUGCGGGAGUACAAGGUGGUCGGGCGCUGCUUGCCCACGCCGAAAUGCACGACCCCUCCUCUGUACCGCAUGCGGAUCUUCGCUCCGAACCAUGUCGUCGCCAAGUCCCGAUUUUGGUACUUCGUCUCUCAGCUGAAGAAGAUGAAGAAGUCUUCUGGAGAGAUUGUAUACUGUGGACAGGUGUAUGAGAAGUCCCCUCUGCGGGUAAAAAAUUUUGGUAUUUGGUUGCGCUAUGAUUCUCGUAGUGGAACCCACAACAUGUACAGGGAGUACAGAGAUUUGACCACUGCGGGUGCUGUCACUCAGUGCUACCGUGAUAUGGGAGCCCGUCAUCGUGCCCGUGCUCACUCUAUCCAGAUCAUGAAGGUUGAGGAAAUUGCUGCCAGCAAGUGCCGCAGACCAGCAGUCAAGCAGUUCCAUGAUUCUAAAAUCAAGUUCCCGCUGCCACACAGAGUUCUGCGUCGCCAGCACAAACCACGCUUCACCACCAAGAGACCAAAUACUUUCUAUUAAAUUCAAAAACAUGUUGUCAACUCUGUGUUGCAAUAAAGGUCUAUUUGGAAGCUUUCA
Serinus canaria (Common canary) is the source of this 731-nucleotide messenger RNA. RefSeq names its product ribosomal protein L18a (gene RPL18A). The coding region runs from base 144 to 674 and encodes 176 amino acids. Gene Ontology annotation, molecular function: structural constituent of ribosome. The record is from RefSeq and is a predicted model, not a curated record. NCBI's taxonomy places the organism in Eukaryota, Metazoa, Chordata, Aves, Passeriformes, Fringillidae. Gene Ontology annotation, biological process: translation. Gene Ontology annotation, cellular component: ribosome; cytosolic large ribosomal subunit. The transcript is spliced from 5 exons.